AUGUUGUGCACAAGCUCGCGCACCCGCUCGCGCCUCGCGCUAACGCUCGCCACGGCUGCCCUCGCCGCCCUGCUCGCUGUGCGCCGCGAUCGCGGCUCCGCGGCUCCGUUCGAACGAUGCAACAUCGCGCGACGAGCGGCAACCGGGCCGCUGCCGCUGCACACCCAGCACCCAUACAUCGUGAGGCUGGGACAUCGAAACGCGGAGCUGAGGGCGCGGCUGAUUCGCGAGCGGCUCCUUGCCGACAUGGGCGAUGUCAACUGCACGCCGUCGCAGGCGGGCAGCCAGCGCAAGGGCAUCGAGACGAUGCGGCUGCGAGAGUACAUCGACGGCUGGAUGCAGCGCGAGGUCCGACGCGACUCGUCUCAGAACAAGUACGUCUUCGGCGAGUUUGGCGACGCCUGGGCGCCUCUGCGGGACGCGUACGUGCUCCCGCCCUGCGGUCCAGCCUGUGACCGGACGCGCGUCGCCGUCACCAUCGGCCUGGGCGCGCCCUGGCACUCUCACGGCGCGGCCUUUGUGGAGGUGCUGCACGGCAGCAAGCACUUUGCCUUUCUGCCGCCGGGCGACGGCGCGAUUGGCGACAUCGACGCGAUGAUCAAGGACCUGUCGCAGGUGCACUGGCAUUGGGAGGAGAGGCCUCGGCUCGAGAGGGAGGGGCGGCUGGCGGCGCUGCAGGAGUGCUCGCUACAACCCGGCGAGGUCCUUUUCUUCCCGCCCUUUUGGCACCACGGAGUCGUGAACCUGAUGCCGUACACUGCGUUUGUGAGCACCUUUCUCGACGAGGAGGCGACGCGGGCCGCCUCGGCGGAAGGAGGUGGGAGGCAUCGCGGGGCUCUGCAGAGCUCUUGA
Messenger RNA from Emiliania huxleyi CCMP1516, 852 nucleotides. RefSeq lists its product as hypothetical. NCBI's taxonomy places the organism in Eukaryota, Haptophyta, Isochrysidales, Noelaerhabdaceae. The record is from RefSeq and is a predicted model, not a curated record. The coding region runs from base 1 to 852 and encodes 283 amino acids. Gene Ontology annotation, cellular component: cytoplasm. The transcript has 2 exons.